Peromyscus californicus insignis is the source of this 3958-nucleotide messenger RNA. It is a transcript of the gene Smyd4, whose product is annotated as SET and MYND domain containing 4. NCBI's taxonomy places the organism in Eukaryota, Metazoa, Chordata, Mammalia, Rodentia, Cricetidae. Gene Ontology annotation, molecular function: protein binding. Bases 312 to 2234 code for a protein of 640 amino acids. The transcript has 8 exons. The record is from RefSeq and is a predicted model, not a curated record.
CGAGGCCGGGUUCGAGGCCUAGUGGCGGGAUGGCGGGGGACUGAGGGCGGGGCGCCGGACUACUGUACGUCCGUGUCUGCGCGGUGCCGCUGAGUCGGUCACUUGCCAGCUGUCGGAAGUUUGCCGGCCCGUUUGGCGGAUGGACACAGCAUGGCAGCCCAGGGGGCUAUCGGAGCUGUUCCCUGGUAACUCUGCUGCUAAAUAUAGUCAAAGCAGUGACCCGAGUCCUUCACCCAUCCACGCCGUGCGUGCCCGGCGCCCGUGCCAGGCCUCUGGCUUGACACUGUGGGAUAAACCAGAGCUAAGGUGGCAUGGAUCUGCCUGUGGAUGAAUGGAAAUCCUACCUUCUUGACAAGUGGGCUUUACUCCCGAAGGCUGUGCAGGACACAAUUUCUACAGCAGAGACGUUGAGCGACAUCUUUCGUCACGCCUCCUCCCUCCUUCAACCUGAAGAUGAGAUGUUUUUAAAGCGACUUUCUAGUGCUUACUUGGUGGAAAAGGACUACGAUGCCCCCCUUUUCUACAGAGAAGAAGGAAACAGGAAAUUCCAGGAGAAGGACUAUGCAGGUGCUGCAGUGCUGUACUCUAAGGGAGUGUCGCAUUCAAGACCUAACACUGAGGGUAUUUCACUGUGCUAUGCCAAUCGCUCUGCAGCCCUCUUCCAUCUGGGUCAGUAUGAAGCAUGUCUUAAAGACAUAGUGAGAGCAGGAAUGCAUGGGUAUCCUGAAAGACUGCAACCCAAGAUGAUGCUGCGGAAGACGGAAUGCCUGGUGAACCUGGGGAGACUACAGGAGGCGAAGCAAACCAUCGCUGCCCUUGAAAGCAGCCUCACUGCCAAGCCAACACUGCUACCUUCCUCUCAUCAAAUUCUGCAGAGGAGCCUCCAUCAUCUGAAGGUGAAGAUCCAGGAGAAGGAGACUCUCCCAGAAACCUUCCCAGCAGCUCUCGGCAGAGCCUUUGAGGAUAUGGCCCUGGGGGAAGAGAACAGACAGAUUUCUGGGGCAUCCCGCUCUGUCAGCUUACACACAGACCCUUUGAAAGGCCGCCAUCUAGUUGCCACAAAAGACAUUCUCCCAGGAGAACUCCUGGUGAAGGAGGAUGCUUUCGUAAGUGUCCUUAACCCAGGAGAAAUGCCACCACUGCAUCCUGGCCUAGAAAACAAGUGGGAGACCAGAGUUACCAAUGGGGACCUCUACUGUCACCGGUGUCUGAGGCACACUUGGGCCACAGUACCCUGCGGCGGCUGCAGUUAUGCCAAGUAUUGCAGCCAGGAAUGUAUGCAGAAGGCGUGGGAGUGUUACCACAGCACAGAGUGUCCUCUGGGGGCGCUGCUUCUCACGCUUGGGGUCUUCUGCCAUGUGGCGCUGAGGAUGACUCUUUUAACCAGAUUUGAAGAUGUUGACGGAGUUCUCAGGAUGCUUUCUGAUGAGACUGGAAACAAGGACAUCUGUUUACCUGGAAACAAGAAUCUGGUCAAGACACUUGACUAUACAAGUCAGGGGGAGAGUGAAGAGAACUGCAAAAAGGGUGAACCCCCAGUUCCUGGGUGCAGUGCCAAUGGGAAGUAUGAAAGUAAUUAUAAUGCCAUCUUCAGCCUUUUGCCUCACACUGAGAAACACAGCCCGGAACACAAAUUCAUCUGUGCCGUCAGUGUCGCUGCGCUCUGCAGGCAGCUCAGAGCAGCCAGCUCGCAGACCCAGACCGUGAGCUUCAAGUCCUCCACGGGGAGAGCUGUGACUCCAGGAUUGUGUGCAGACGUGACUGUUUGGGGACUGGCCAUGCUGCGACACAUGCUGCAACUGCAGUGCAAUGCCCAGGCGAUAACCUCCGUGUGGCACACAGGGUCUAAAGAGAGCAUCAUUACCGAGAGCAGGCAGGUACGCCUUGCCACAGGCGUCUUUCCUGUUGUCAGCCUCCUGAACCACUCCUGCAGCCCCAACACUGGUGUGUCCUUUGCUAGCACUGUCGCCACCGUCCGGGCAGCACAGCACAUCCGAAGGGGACAAGAGAUUGUGCACUGCUAUGGGCCUCAUGAGAGCCGGAUGGGUGUUGCUGAGAGGCGGCGGAAGCUGAGUUCUCAGUACUUCUUUGACUGCAGCUGUCCAGCCUGUCACACUGAGACGCUCAGAGCAGCUGCAGAGCCCAGGUGGGAAGCCUUCUGUUGUAGCACGUGCAGAGCGCUCAUGCAGAAACUGGGAAAAUCCAACCCAGAGAGUUUUCCUUCAGCCAUUUGACCCAGAGGAAGGAACCACAUCUGAGCCCCUCAGCUAAGGACAUUGACCUUGGGAGAGGGAGCAUAGAUCCUUAGAGAAAUUGAGCUGCUAUUGCCAGAAAAUGGCAUAGACACUGGAGUCUUCAACAGUCCUGCCCAGAUGAAAAAUGUUCUCCACUACCAGAGGAUGGCAUUCUUGUUAGGAAUAUUGUAAGUGGAAUUAGUUAUGUUCAGAAGCUAAAAUCGUAAACCCAAGGGUCGAAUAUGAGGUCUUACCUAGCACUUUUUGUUUUGUUUGUUGUUUUAGCAGGGUCUCGCUGUGUAGACCAGGCUGGCCUGGAACUCACAGAGAUCCACCUGCCCUCUGCCUCCCAAGUGCUGGGAUUAAAGUUGUGUACCGCCAUGCUGGGGCCUAGCACCCUUUUAUAUUAGUUCCCCCUCACUCUUGCUCUCUUGAGACGGGGUUUCAUUGUGUAUUCCCAAUGUCUUAGUUAAGGUUUACUGUUGCUGUGAAGAGACACCGUGACCAUGGCAACUUUAUAAAGAAAACAUUUAAUUGGGAUGACUCGCUUACAGUUUCAGAGGUCAUCAUGGCGGGGAGCAUGGUGGCAUGUAGGCAGAUAUGAUGCUGGAGUUGAGUGCCCUACAUCUUGGCUCAGAGGCAACAGGAAGUCAACUGUCACAUUGAUUGAAGCUUGAGAAAAGAGACCUCAAAGCCCACCCCCACAGUGACACACUGCCUCCAACAAGGCCACACCUCCUAAUAGUGCUGCUCCCUUUGGGUCCAUUUUCAAACCACCACACCCAACUAGCCUAGAAUUCAUUUCAUAGUCCACAACGGCCUCAAACUUGAGAUUCCCCUGUCUCAACUUCCCAAGUUCUGGGGUCUUUACAGGCCUUUAGAACUACACCUGGCUUUCUCCAAUAGAUUUUUUUUUUAAAUUUUUAUUUUUUUCAGAGCUGAGGACCGAACCCAGGGCCUUGCACUUGCUAGGCAAGCACUCUACCACUGAGCUAAAUUCCCAACCCCUAGAUUAUUUUUUUAAUGAUUUAUUUAUUUUUAUUUUAUGUGCAUUGGUGUUUUACGUAGUAUGUAUGUCUGUGUGAAGGUGUCAGAUUCCCUGGAAGUAGAGUUACAGACAAUUGUGAGCUGCCAUGUAGGUGCUGGGAAUUGAACCCGGGUCCUCUGAAAGAACAGCCAGUGAGUGCUCUUAACCGCCGACCCAUCUCUCCAGCCCCUCCAGUAGAUUCUUAAUAAGGUGAUUCUAUCCUUUGAGCCAUAUCUCUUCCUCUUCCCUUCUCCCUGCAAGGAUGGUCUAGAACUCAUUGCAUAACCCCAGCUGGCCUCAAACCCGUCAUCUUCUGCCUCUGGCUCCCAAGUGCCACUGUUAUAGCAGUGUGUCACCACAUCCCGCCUUCUAUGACUGCGUUUCUUAUGGUUUUUUUUUUUUUUUUCAAAUAACCAAUAUACAUAUGUUCAUCAUCUAAAGGCCUGUUCCCCAGAAGGGAUGGGGGGGCUGCUAAGGUGUAAAGGAUUACAGACUAUAUCGUUUCUGUCCCAAAAUGAAAUCUUGGCAUGGGAUCAGCUACUGCUCUCAUCAGAAUUGCUAUUAGACCGAAUUCACUCAGGCCUUGUUUGCAAUGUGUUAGUGCAGGAGUCUCUUUCCCGUCAGGUCAGUGACCCUGUGCAUGCAGCAUGCAAUGCUGAUAACUGCUCUGGCUUAGGAGUAAAGAUAGAACCGGCUU